AUGCCUGGAGGCGUUUGCGCUGUUCUCGACUACGAUGUCGAGCUCAUGGCCGACUAUGUUUCCGAGAUGGCCACCCGCGUGGUGAUGCCACGGAACACGGUGAACCCGGCUUUCCGGAAGUACGUUUCGGGGAUACUGUCUUCGACUCGUCUUCCCCGGACUACCAUUCUGCUCGGUCUCAACUACCUCGCCAAGCGCAUCAACAUGAUGCCCGCUGGUGCAGUCCAGAACGAGGGCGAGAUUUGGGGUCUCCUGACCAUCGCUCUUCUUCUCGGAAGCAAGUUUCUUGAUGACAACACUUUCCAGAACAAGUCUUGGUCGGAGGUCAGUGGCAUCCCAGUUCGCGAUUUGAACACUCUGGAAUACGAGUGGUUGGCUGCCAUCGGCUGGGUUCUCUACGUCAAUCUGGACGAGAGCAAAGACUACAAUGCCUGGCUCGACAAUUGGACCGAGUGGAAGGAGACCAAGAAGCGUCAGCAGCACCAGGCCAGCCGCGAACGUCUUGCUGCUCUCGUCACCCCCAUCGAUACCGACGUUUCCCGUGCCCGCAACCAGCACGUGUACUCCUCUUGGCAUCAGCAGCAAGUUGCCGAGUAUGAGCGCCUGUCGAGCAUGAAGCGUGGCCAGGCUACCCCUCCGGCCUACAGACACGAGCAAGCCUCGUGGGGUUAUAUGGCGUGGCCUCAGCCUACUGCUCCCUUGACGCCUCCCGAUUCUGGCUACGGCACUCCCGAGUAUACCAACUCGGCUACUUCUUGCAACUCGCACUACGCUGAGUGGUUUGACCGCGCCAUUGUCGGUGGCUCCAACACCUCGAGGCACUAUCAGCAACCCGCACCCGCUUACAGCGGAUACCGCCACGCUGGGCAGAACACCCGCAAUGCCGGCAAUUAUGGCGGCUUUUACAGCCACAACAUUUGGGAACACCCCGGCCCCGACUGCACCUGCAGCAGUUGCGUUUCGGUUCACAAGCAGCCCUCCUAUUUCUUCGCUCACAGCUAUGGCCAGCCUGUCGCUGGCUAA
Messenger RNA from Podospora anserina S mat+, 1023 nucleotides. RefSeq lists its product as uncharacterized. Lineage: Eukaryota; Fungi; Ascomycota; Sordariomycetes; Sordariales; Podosporaceae. The coding region runs from base 1 to 1023 and encodes 340 amino acids. The record is from RefSeq and is a predicted model, not a curated record. Gene Ontology annotation, cellular component: cyclin-dependent protein kinase holoenzyme complex; nucleus. Gene Ontology annotation, molecular function: cyclin-dependent protein serine/threonine kinase regulator activity; protein kinase binding. Gene Ontology annotation, biological process: regulation of cyclin-dependent protein serine/threonine kinase activity. The transcript has a single exon.